AUGCCACCUGAUUCCAUGGAUAAUACAAUAAUAAAUAAAUCACUUUUUAAAGUAGAGUCAGAUGUUCAUGGUCAGCUUGAAAAAGAAUAUGCAGCCCGAUGCAAAGAGGCAAGAGUUUUAACAGUGCAUAUAACAGCUGCAGCAGCCUACGCUGUUAAGGAGAAGACAACUAUAUGUCAAGCAGCCAACUGUCUAGAUGUUGUCAGAUACCAGAAACAUUUGUAUGAAAAAUUCAAAGUGGAGACAAGGAUCAUUGCUGUUGACUUUGCAUCAGAAGAUAUUUAUGAUAAAAUUAAAACACGCUUAGCAGGUCUAGAAAUUGGCAUUUUAGUGAACAAUGUGGGAAUGUCAUAUGAGUAUCCUGAAUACUUUUUGGACCUUCCUGACUUGGACAAUACAAUCAAGAAACUGAUAAAUGUUAAUGUUCUUUCUGUUUGUAAGAUGACACAACUGGUGCUGCCCAACAUGGUAGAAAGAUCUAAAGGGGUGAUUCUCAACAUCUCCUCUGCCAGUGGCAUGUUUGCAGUUCCACUACUGACCAUCUACUCUGCAACUAAGGCUUUUGUAGAUUUCUUCUCUCGAUGCCUCCACGAGGAGUACAGGAGCAAGGGCAUCUUUGUGCAGUGUGUUCUACCAUACUACGUAGCCACGAAAUUGGCUAAAAUCCGAAAGCCAACUUUGGAUAAACCCUCUGCAGAGACGUUUGUGAAGUCUGCAAUUAAAACAGUAGGCCUGCAAUCUCGAACCAAUGGAUACCCGAUCCAUUUUCUUCUGGCCUUGGUAACCUCACUUGUGCCUCCUGGGAUUAAUCGUAAAAUAAUCAUGGAUUUCAACAAGUCUGUGCGGGCUCGCUAUCUGAAGAAAUUCAAGAAGAACUAAGUAUUGAUAACUGCACUGAGUAACUUGGCCAGAUGCCCCAGCCUGUGCGUGUUCACUGCAAGGCACUCAUCGAUCUCCAAAAUCCACGCUUGUCGUUUCAACAGUUACUAACAUGGCUAAAUGUUGUCCUAAUUGGGAGGAAAGCAGCAUUUAGGAGUUCCUGACAUAUUUUGGAUACUACUAGGAGUUAUUUUGAAGCUUAAUAUAAAUGCUCAUAUCAAAUAGAUAUACAACUAAUAUUACCAAGAGCAGCUUAACAGAAAAGAACAUGAUUAUAACAAAUCACAGAAUGAUAGAGUCAGACAUAAAAUUCAACACUUUCAUCUGGUCCAAAAUGCCAAUGAUCAUUAUUCUUGUAUUUUCUCUGAAACUUAUAAAAAAUAAUGGCCAGCUACUCUUUUUUUUGUUUGUUUUUAACACUUUGAGGGAAUGGAGAUUAAUUGAUUUGCUUAUGGGAGGACACACUGAAUUUACAGAGAUCUCUAUAAGGUUUUCUAAAAGUAUGUUCCAGCUUAUACAUUUCUAUAGAACUGUUCUUUCUCAAAGAUAGCUAAUGACUUAAAAGUAAUUGUGAAGUAUGGAGUUAUUUCUAACACACGAAGCCCACUAAAAUAUGCUUUCUUGUAAUGCAUAUUUCUUCUCAGUUUAAAUGUAUGUAAAUACUGAAAGCUAUAUAUGGUAUGAUUUAGAAAGGUAAAUGGGCCAAAAUGUACAUGGAGACUGGCAGUCGUCUAUGGUGCCACUGAAACCCUGACCCAGGAAAGAGGCCUGCUCAGACCCCCAGCCUUCUUUGUUUCUGCACUGCACCUAUAUUGCUCACCUGUGUGACACAGGCUACUCCUAAAGUAGUAAUGAUGUCAUGGAAAUGACAUUGUACUUUUUAAAUUGGCACCGCAUAGGUACUGGUAUAAUAAGUUUUAAUAAAAGAUGAUAUAACCAUGGUGUUGAAUGAAAAUAUAUUUCUUUGGCACUUGAAAUUAAAGUCAUAUUUACACUGGCUUAGUAUAAUUUAA
Molecule: messenger RNA, 1892 nt
Organism: Galeopterus variegatus (Sunda flying lemur)
Lineage: Eukaryota; Metazoa; Chordata; Mammalia; Dermoptera; Cynocephalidae
Gene: HSD17B12
Product: hydroxysteroid (17-beta) dehydrogenase 12
Exons: 9
Coding region: 1-879 (292 amino acids)
Cellular component (GO): endoplasmic reticulum
Molecular function (GO): oxidoreductase activity
Source: RefSeq, a predicted model, not a curated record